AUGGUGGCACUUGUGGACCUCGACAUGCUCGCGGGGCCGGCGGGGGCUGCGGCCGACCCCCCGUCCGUCGACUCCCCGCGAUCGCUGCGGGCCUGCGGACUCUGCGGAGUCGACCCCGCCGCCGCCCUCCGCCCGCUCUCCCUCCGCCAACACUUCGACCUCGUCGCCGGCGGGGCCCCGUGGGUGGACCGCAGCCCCCCCGCCGGCGUCAAUGUGGACACGGCACUGGACGCCUGCCACGCCGCAGGCAUCAACACAGGCACCAAGGAACAUAAACUACUGGCGUACCGCAAUUACACAAAACAUGAGGCAGCACGCAUAGAGACACUGACACUGGUGCGGGAAGUGCGACGGCAGCUCAUCGCGGAGGAGAUCUUUGAACGGCGCCGGAGAGCGCAUGUAGAUCGGCUCUCCCACCGUUCCUCUUUUGACUUAGCUGCAUCACACACACCUGAAGUCGACCAAACACAAAUGUCACUACAGUCAGAAAAAGGAGGGAAUCAUCUUUAUACCGAUCCAUCUCCUACACAGAAAAGAAUAGAUAUCCCAGAGAAUAUAAAAACUAAUACAACACAUCAAAAUAAACAUCUAGAAGACCCCACGAGGGUAGUAAUUACUCGUUCUGUAGAAAAUGAGGAUGACUGGCCAAAUGCAAAGCAUGUGGUACACCUCUCUCCCCUUAACGCAAACAUAGAAGCAAGUCCUGUUAUUCAGAGUGGAAUAAAUGAAAUAUAUUCAGGUGUUGUUACGGAAGCAAAAAUGGAGGAUGAUGCGGCAGUAACGCGUGGAACUGAUCAUACAAUAGGUGAUGUUGCCCCUCCAGCUCCUCCCAUUUCCCAUCGUGAACAAGGGGAAGUUUUCUACUACUAUUGUGCCAACGCUAUGGCAGCCGGGCGUAUUUCAGAAUAUCGAGAGCAGAGUAUUUUGUGA
Messenger RNA from Trypanosoma theileri, 930 nucleotides. RefSeq names its product dynein heavy chain. The transcript has a single exon. The record is from RefSeq and is a predicted model, not a curated record. The coding region runs from base 1 to 930 and encodes 309 amino acids. NCBI's taxonomy places the organism in Eukaryota, Euglenozoa, Kinetoplastea, Trypanosomatida, Trypanosomatidae.